CGUCCACGUUCAAAUAUGUUAUAAACAUCUACUUCGUCAACUUCUAUACCCAAAACACGUUCUUAUUUUUGCCGCUUAAUUAUAGCCUCCAACUCGUUUCUCUCAUUAUAUAUAUAUAUUCUCCCUUUUCCUCCUAGCAAAAUCUCUUCUGAUGAAGAAGUUGUGUCCAAAUUUGGAUCGAGAAGAUGGAUUGGACACGGUGCUCGAAGUGCCGGUCCCCGACGAGGAGUCGACGUUCGCGUCGCACAGCAAAAGUGCAGAAAACAGCCCCCGACUCAGCUGGGGAAACGUGAUGAAGGGGUGGAUGCGGUCGCACCGCGACCGCAGUACUGCACCGUCAUCGGUGCUUGGCCGAGCGGCUGAGCUUCACCUCAUGCUUGGCGUCGUCGGCGCCGCCCCACUCGCGCCCGUACCCGUCGAGGACCGGGAAUCGGUCCGGAUGAUCACCCGCAGCAUCAAACAAGACCCAAUUGAGGUUUUGAGGGCGAAGUACAUAGUGAAGCAGUACGCGGCGGCGGUGGCGGUGGGAGGGGAAAAAGCGAUAGGCGGGGUGAGCAGCAUGUACGCGAUGGGGAAGGUGCAGUUGCUGAUGAGCGUGACCAAAUCGGCAUCGGGGAGACGGAGACGUAGAGCGCAUCAGGUGGGCGGGUUCGUGCUGUGGCAGAGGAGCCCAGAAGUGUGGUGCCUAGAGCUGGUGGUGGCCGGCUGCAAGCUUUCUGCCGGGUGCGACGGCCGCGUCGCGUGGCGCCAGGCCCCCUGGCAGUACCCCGGCGCCUCCCGAGGCCCACCGCGACCGCUCCGCCGCUCCCUCCAGGGUCUAGAUCCGUGGUCCACGGCGAGCCUCUUCUCCAACGCCGUGUGGACCGGGGAGAAGACCACCAAUGGCGAGGCGUGCUUCGUGCUGCGCCUCGACGCCGACGACGCCACGUGUCGCGGGCUGAGCAGCGCCAACGCGGAGGUGGUGCGCCACACCCUGUGGGGCCACUUCAGCCAGAGGACCGGGCUCCUCGUCCAAUUGGAGGACGCCCACCUCCUCCGGGUCAUAGACCCGGUCCACGGCCGCGCCGUCUACUGGGAGACCAACACCGAGUCCACCAUCGGGGACUACCGCCCCGUCGACGGGGUCCACGUGGCGCACGCCGGGCGCACGGCGGCGUCGCUGGUGCGGUCCCGCGCGGGGCGCGGCGGUCACGUGCGUCGCGCGAGGUCGCACGUGGAGGAGGCGUGGACCAUCGAGGAGGUGGGCUUUAAUGUUCAUGGCUUGUCCAUGGAUUGCUUUUUGGCCCCUUCGGAUCUCAGAGAAGAGAGAAAGGCCCGAGGCGACGUGGCCCGUAAGGAUGGCCGUACACGUGGCGGGGAUCGCGCCGUCUCAGCCGUUCGAUUCGGGCCGUCACAGGUCGCUGCGGUCGAUAGCGACGAUUCUGAUUCGACUGCGGACGAAGAUGAACGGCUGUGAUCUUUUUUUUUUUUUUUUUUUUUUUUUUUAACUUAAUGGGUUGUUGUUGUGUAAAUAUAUUGUGAACGACGACGCUACGUUUGUAGCACCUGCGGAAAAUAUCCCCGAAGCGGCGAGUUAGAAAACUGUCGGAGCUAGGUCGAACUCGAUCAAUUGAUCGAGCCCGAAACGGAGAUAAAAUUGCGAAGAACGACCCCAUUUGGCCAACGUAUCGCUUAAUAAGCACAAAAACAGUAAAAGCUGCUUUAGAAAUUACAGAGCAACCCUCUGAUCUUCCAAGAUUACAAUCGGCCGGGCUUUUGCCUCUGUCCGCCACCAAUAAUAAGGCAUUGAUCGGACCUGGAUUACGUAACACUUCUUGGGCCACUUAAUAUAGUGGCCCAGUUCUAGACAAUCAUUUUCCUGUUAUUAGAAAGAGUAGGAUAAGUUUUUAUCAGACGCUGUUGUUUUGACGAGAAAGGCUUCUAAUUCUUAAUAAUAUAUA
Molecule: messenger RNA, 1940 nt
Organism: Ananas comosus (pineapple)
Lineage: Eukaryota; Viridiplantae; Streptophyta; Magnoliopsida; Poales; Bromeliaceae
Exons: 3
Coding region: 152-1456 (434 amino acids)
Source: RefSeq, a predicted model, not a curated record